Messenger RNA from Eremothecium sinecaudum, 4194 nucleotides. It is a transcript of the gene SKI3, whose product is annotated as SKI complex subunit tetratricopeptide repeat protein SKI3. The record is from RefSeq and is a predicted model, not a curated record. The transcript has a single exon. Bases 1 to 4194 code for a protein of 1397 amino acids. Gene Ontology annotation, molecular function: protein binding. Gene Ontology annotation, cellular component: Ski complex. NCBI's taxonomy places the organism in Eukaryota, Fungi, Ascomycota, Saccharomycetes, Saccharomycetales, Saccharomycetaceae.
AUGUCGGGUAAGCCAAAGACACUUAUCAAGGAGGCUAAACGCUUCUUAGAAUUGCAAGAUUGGUCUUCAGCAAUUGAGACUUCAAAUAACGUGUUGGAAUUGGAUCCCGCUAACUAUUUCGCUCAUGUUUUCCUAGGUAAAUCGUACUCCAUGGAAAAACAAUAUAAAGAAUCAUUAGUUCAUUAUCAAGAAGCGAUAAAUAUAGAUUUUAAUAAUACAUUAGCAUGGAAAGGGUUAUUUUUGUUAUUGGAGGGUUUAAAAGACAUUGAGGCAUACGUGAGUUACGACGAGUAUUUCAAUAUAUGCGGUCAAUAUGCAGAAGUUCUACAAACGGAGGGUGGGUCCCAAGUAAGGCUAAUUGAUAACAUUAAAGCAUUUGUUGCCUCCCAUCCUGACAGCAAGGAAACAUUUUUAAGACAUCUAAGGUCAGGAAUGACUUUGGCAGAACGAUUGGGUCGUCACUUCAUGACACCGAAGGCAGUUCUUGAACAGUUGCUAAAAAUUGUCUCAGAUAGGGAGAGCAAUGAAGUUUCAAGAUUGGUAAGUAGAGAAAGGCUAAAACUAUCUACCACUGAUCCAGAUUAUUCAUUUAAAUUGAAUACCCUUGCUUGGCAAGUCUAUCAGUCUUCAGAGCUUAAUGCUCUAUAUGAGCAACUAGUGAACGUUGUUGAUGACGAUAAUGAGAGAAGAGAACUAGAGGGAGAAUGGCUAAAAUAUAGACUUAAGUUGCUAAAGGCUAUGCCGAAUGAGUUUAAGCUGUCUUUUUACGAGCAAGUGAAAGAAAUGGUCAUUGGAAUGGUUGUUGUGGAACACGAUUCAUUAUUGGCAUGGAAGCUUUACUUUGAAUGGCAAGAUUACGAAACAUUAAAUGAUUUGGAAAUGGAUGUGGUGUCUAAAUUUGUGCGUAAAUUUCCAACCGAACCAUUAGCGAUUAUUCUAUAUGCCUGGAUAUGUUCCACCUUUUCUGGAUACGAUUCCAGGAAAUUCUAUAAUUUAAUCUAUCCAGAUGGUCAAGUAGAUAAUCCCGAAGCUUCAUUCAAAAAUGAGAUCCAAGACCUAGAAGGAAAUUCACUACAAGAAUAUGGAAUGGUUUCUGAUGAUACUAUGACGAUUCUAUCUGAGUCAGAGGUUGUGGAUUCUUUGAAGAACAUAAAAAAUGCCCAAACGAGCAUACUAGCCCACCGUAUAGUAUCGAAUUACUUCCUUACACUAGAGGAAUAUGAAUUUGCCUUGCCUAUUAUCAAACAAGGCAUACAAUUGGUUGCAAACACCUUCAGAGAUUUGGGACUAAUACUUAUAAAUUCUAAACGCGGUUUGUCAUUGUGUUACGCUACUGUGUAUACAUACUAUGAAUCCCCCAAAAACCACUCUACAGCUUUAGCCUUAUUUGAUAAAUUACUACAAGAUGAACCAGAUAAUCAGAGUGCAAAAAUUGGUAAAAGUUUUAUUUGUAUUCAAAGAGAGCAGUGGGAGGAAGCCCAUAAUAUACUUCAUGAAGUUAGUCUUAAGUCUCCUGAUGAUUAUAAAAUACUUUCUGAUCUAGGUUGGUGUCAAUUCCACUUAAAAGAACACGAUGAAGCUAAGGCUACAUUCCUCCUUGUUUUGGAUAACGUCAAGCCGAUCGAUGUCCGCACAUCUGAACUUGUAAGCCUAACGCAUUGGAGGUUUGCCAAAGUACUCCUCGAAGAACGCAAUGAUUUGAAUGCAGAUUCUACUGAAGUUAAACAAGCCUAUAAGCAUUUGAUACAAGCUAUCAAAGCUACUGAAAUAUUUUCUCCUGCCUAUGCAUUAUUAGGACAUAUUUAUUACAAGUAUUUCAUGGAUCAACAGCGUGCUUUUAAAUGCUUUUUCAGGGCUUUUGAACUGAACCCUAGUGAUGUUGACUCAGUAAGACAUAUUGUCGGAAGAUAUUGUGAAACCGGCAAUUGGAAAUCCGCCUCUGUUAUUUGCGAAAGACUAAUAAAAUCACUAACAGGAACGAUGCUCUCUAAUACUGUUGGCUGGACAUAUCGUACUAUUGGUAUUUAUCAUCUUGAGGAGAAGCAAGAAGCAGACGCAAUUGAAUGGUUUCAAUCUGCAGUUCGUAUUGAUGCAGAUGACGUUGAAUCUUGGGUGGGCUUGGGACAAGCUUAUGCGGGAUGCGGUCGCAUUGAGGCGUCAAUUAAGGUUUACAGGAAGGCAUUGGAGUUGGAUUCGCAACAUAAAUUUGCUUCAUAUUUCCUUGCCAGGUCCCUUUCCCAAUUAGGGGAAUUCGCUGCAAGUAUUGAUAUUUUACUCACAUUAGUUGAUAAAUAUCAAACGGAAGAAGUAUUUCUCGUUUCAUUAGCUGAAAUCACGGUAGAGUAUGCAAUGGAAUUAUAUGACCAGGGUUGCUUAGUAAAAUCUGCAGCGGAGGCAGCAAAGGCCAUUAAGGUCAUUGAAAAUAUUGUCAAGAAUAUUGGUUAUCAAGUUAUCAACCUGUGGAUUGCUUUAAUGAAAGCUAUCAAAAUCUUUAUAUUCAGUCAAUCGCAACUUGAUAAGUUACCAUUAGAAAGUCUUUUCAGCAUAUUUGAAGCAUGUCAAAUAAAAUCAUCAGAACGUGUGGAUGCUAUAGAUCCGACCUCUCUCGAUUCAUUAGUAGGGGAACAAGUGAAUGCAGACGUUUCAAUUGUUGUAUGCUUUCUAAUACUUGCAGCUAAGUACGCUAUUGCUACAUCCGAUUAUGAAUCACUUACGAGAACCGUUCGCGCUUCUUUAUGGUGCAACUUGGGAAUAGCAGGUCUGCUAGCAUAUGUGACGGUCAAAGAUCCAGUAUAUGCCACUUACGCUACCCAAUCUUUUAAAAAGGUUAUAAGGUACCAAUCAAACACAUUUGAAGCAUGGAUUGGCUUAGGUAUUGCGUCUAUGAAUAUCAACUAUCGAGUGUCACAGCACUGUUUUAUUAAAGCAAGUAUCAUUAAUCCUAAAGAUCCGAUGGUCUGGUUCAACUUAGCCUUACUAUCUUUGAAAAACAACGACGUCGAUUUUGCUAAGGAUUUAUUGGUUCAAUUACAGAGCGCUGCUCCUCAAGACUUUAUCUCAUGGUUUGGUAUUGCACUAGCAUUGGAGCAAGAAGGAAAUACAACCGAAAGCAGCAACUAUUUUUCAAAUGCAUUCAUAUUAUCAAAAGGCAGGUAUAAACCAGCACAGCUAUUUUAUGCAAUGGUUAACUUGAAUAACCAAUUAUCAAGUGGUCUCGACGAAAGGGAUAUUGAACCUAACUUGAUAUUAUCCACAGUUGCUUAUAGUUUGGAACAGUACUUAAAGAAGUCACCAGAGGAUAUUUUGGCUAUUCAGUAUGCUAUAUUGACAUUUGAAAGGCUACGUAACUAUGAUACAGUUUCCCGACUAACUGAUGAAAUAUCGGGAAUUCUAGAGAAAAGGUUUGAAACUACUCAGAAUGAACAAGAAUUAUUUAACUAUGGUAUUAUAAAGGCACAUGUGGCACGCACACAAUUAGGUCUAUCCAAUUAUGAAGCUGCGAUUGAGAAUGCAAAUAUUUCCCUUGGUAUUCUUGAAGAAAAGGAUAUUACUGAAAUUGAGAAGACAUUCAUCUCGAAUCAUGUUGUUUUAGGUCUCAGUCACUGUUUUACAGGCAAUUUAGACCAAGCGCUAGAGCAUUUUAAGGUUUUAUUAGCGACAUGUGGUGAACAGCAUGAGAUAGUUCUUUUAAUCUCAAAACUAUUACAUAACAUGCAUACUUCCGAAGCAAGUAACAUUGCAUUCCAAGAAUUGGUAGAGUAUAAUGCCACACAUGGUUCCCAAUGGAUGGUGCUAUUGACUAUGGCAAUUAUAUGCCUCAUAGACCAGCGAACAGAGGAGUUACCCGUCAUCCUUAAAGAAUUACAAUCUUUGCCAAUGGCCUCUUUGAUCAAUGAUAAACACAACGAAAUUCCCUUCAUUAUUUACGAACUAAGGAAAGCUAUUGGUUCUAAUUCAAGUUUAAAUCAGAUAUGGCAAAGAUCACUAUUCUAUUUCCCAAACAGUUCCAAUUUAUGGCAACCAUUAAGCAAUAAAACCAGCUAUAAACUAAACGCAUCUGGUCAAAAUGCAGUCACUGCAAAGAGACUAAGUGACUCCUUGAUAGAACUUGGCAAUCAGUCAAAAAUACAACUCGGUAUGUUCUUAUGUCCAUGGAACGAAGAAGCCGUUAUUACCUUGAAAUCAUGUUUAUAA